Messenger RNA from Scomber scombrus (Atlantic mackerel), 1747 nucleotides. It is a transcript of the gene slc25a25b, whose product is annotated as solute carrier family 25 member 25b. Gene Ontology annotation, biological process: transmembrane transport. Gene Ontology annotation, cellular component: mitochondrial inner membrane. Gene Ontology annotation, molecular function: ATP transmembrane transporter activity; calcium ion binding. Lineage: Eukaryota; Metazoa; Chordata; Actinopteri; Scombriformes; Scombridae. The record is from RefSeq and is a predicted model, not a curated record.
ACGAAGCGAACAGUCCAGUUUAUAGACUGUGUAUAUCUGUGUGUGUAAAUAUUUCUAUACACUUUAUAGUCGCUACACAGGAGCGUAACAGUGACGGACAUUCAUGAUGCACCAGCACGGCUCUUUCAUGCCUCCUUUGCUCGGUGAUGUAUUCUGCCAGUGUCGGUCGGCAGAGACCCACCCAGGGGUCGACCCGGGCGGCGGAGGCGUGCACGCCGAGGACCCCCCAUCAGCUUCAUCAUCUAAAACGGUAACACGGCAUCCGCUGGCCGGUGACUGGCCCUUGGACUCCGACCAGGCGCCUCAUCCAUGCGACAUAUGCGGAGGCCCCGAGCAGGAGCACAGACUCAAAGUGCUGUUCCAGGUCCUGGAUGUGAACGGGGAUGGAGGCAUUUGUAUUAACGACCUGACCAUUGGACUCAAGAAAUUAGGAGUGCAUCGUACUGAACAUGAACUAAUGAAAAUAGUCAAAGCAGGGGACAAAGACCUGGACGGACAACUAGACUUCGAGGAGUUCGUACACUACCUCAGAGACCACGAGAAAAAACUGCGGCUGGUCUUCAAGAGUCUGGACAAGAAGAACGAUGGCCGGAUCGACUCACAAGAAAUCAUGCAGUCUUUGCGUGACCUGGGAGUUAACAUCUCAGAGGAGCAGGCCGACAAGAUUCUCAAAAGAGUAAGGAGGGGUCAUAUCUGGGCCCCUAUCUUGUAUAUGGAUAAAAAUGGAACAAUGAUGAUUGACUGGAACGAGUGGAGGGAUUAUCACCUCCUGCAUCCAGCAGACAACAUUCCUGAGAUCAUCCUCUACUGGAAACACUCCACGAUCUUUGAUGUUGGGGAGAGCCUGAUGGUACCCGAUGAGUUCACAGCAGAGGAGAAGAAAACAGGCAUGUGGUGGCGACACCUAGUGGCCGGAGGAGGAGCCGGCGCUGUGUCUCGAACCUGCACUGCACCACUGGACCGGCUCAAAGUAAUCAUGCAGGUUCACGCCUCCAAGAGUAACAGCAUGCGCAUGGCCGGCGGCUUUAGUCAGAUGAUCAGGGAGGGCGGUGUGAGGUCACUGUGGCGAGGCAACGGCAUCAAUGUCAUCAAAAUCGGCCCCGAGUCUGCUAUCAAGUUCAUGGCCUAUGAACAGAUUAAACGAUUAAUUGGAAGCAACCAGGAGACGCUGGGCAUCACGGAGAGACUGGUGGCAGGCUCUCUGGCUGGAGCCAUCGCUCAGAGCAGCAUCUACCCCAUGGAGGUCCUGAAGACAAGGUUAGCCCUGAGGAGGACGGGCCAGUUCUCGGGCAUCUUGCAUUGCGCCAAACACAUCUUCCAGAAGGAGGGCGUGGCUGCUUUCUAUAAAGGCUACGUCCCCAACAUGCUGGGCAUCAUCCCCUAUGCUGGCAUCGACCUGGCUGUAUAUGAGACUCUGAAGAAUGCCUGGCUGCAGCGUUACGCCACAGACAGCGCUAAUCCAGGAGUGUUUGUGCUCCUGGCUUGUGGGACCACGUCCAGCACGUGUGGACAGCUGGCCAGCUACCCUCUGGCUCUGGUCAGGACUAGAAUGCAGGGGCAAGCGACCCUGGAAGGAGGCCCUCAGAUGACCAUGUCAGGUCUGUUCAGACACAUCAUCAGGACCGAAGGGGCCACGGGACUCUACCGAGGCCUGGCCCCCAACUUCAUGAAGGUCAUUCCAUCCGUCAGCAUCAGCUACGUCGUCUACGAGCACCUCAAGAUCACGCUGGGCGUCCAGUCGAGGUGA